AUGGCUUCAAGAAGAAUUUGGCCGUGGCUUUUAUUUAUGAUUAUUACACAAACAGUCGGAGAAGAUACACGAUCAGUGCGAAUGUCUUUAAUACCUAAUUCUAAAUUUCAAUGUGCCAAUACAACCUGUUUACCAUUCACUAAUGUUAUUACAUCAAACAUUAGGAAUUGUCAAGCAGCCUGUUUAGCCCAAAGUCAAUGCAGAGCAGCCACUUUUCAUCGAUCAACUUCUAAAUGUGAAUUAUUUGCUGAUAUGUUGAAUCAGAAUGGAAAUAUGUUGGCUGAUACAGAUGCUGCGAGUAUGAAUAUUAUUAGUGGAACCCGAUUUCCACCUGAACCAACUACCACAUCAACAUCAACUACUUCAACAACAUCAACAACAUCCACAACAUCAACUACUUCAACAACAUCCACAACAUCAACUACUGCAACAACAUCCACAACAUCAACCACUUCAACAACAUCAACAUCAACAAGUUCAACAACAUCCACAACAUCAACUACUUCAACUUCAUCAACAUCAACUACUUCAACAACUUCAACAACAUCAUCAACAUCAUCAACAUCAACAAGUUCAACAACAUCAUCAACAUCAUCAACAUCAACAUCAACAAGUUCAACAACAUCAACAACAUCAACAACAUCAUCUACUUCGUCAACAUCAACAUCAACAAGUUCAACAUCAUCAACAUCAAGAACUUCAACAACAUCAACUACUUCAACAACCACAACAACAGCAUCAACAACAGCAAUACAGCGUUAG
Adineta steineri is the source of this 762-nucleotide messenger RNA. Lineage: Eukaryota; Metazoa; Rotifera; Eurotatoria; Adinetida; Adinetidae. The record is from the annotation of a GenBank genome assembly.